CACGUUCGUUCUCUCACGUGCUCGGUCCCAGGACGUGUCUAGCACAGAUUGGAUUGUUGUUGUUGCUCCCAAAGUAUUUUGACCGACUACUUUAAUUAAUCGUCAACGAUGGGAACCCGCGAUGACGAAUACGACUAUUUGUUUAAAGUUGUUCUCAUUGGAGACUCAGGAGUUGGAAAGAGUAACCUGUUGUCGCGCUUCACAAGGAAUGAGUUUAACUUGGAGAGUAAAAGCACCAUCGGGGUGGAGUUUGCCACCCGCAGCAUCCAGGUGGACGGGAAGACCAUCAAGGCUCAGAUCUGGGACACUGCUGGGCAGGAGCGCUACAGAGCCAUCACCUCUGCAUAUUACCGGGGUGCAGUUGGAGCUCUUCUGGUUUAUGACAUCGCUAAGCAUUUAACAUAUGAGAACGUGGAGCGCUGGCUGAAGGAGCUGAGGGAUCACGCCGACAACAACAUUGUCAUCAUGCUGGUGGGGAAUAAGAGUGAUCUCCGUCACCUCCGAGCUGUGCCCACCGACGAAGCCAAGGCCUUCUCAGAGAAAAAUGCUCUGUCAUUUAUUGAAACCUCUGCGCUGGACUCCACUAAUGUUGAAGAAGCCUUUAAGAACAUUCUCACAGAAAUUUACCGCAUUGUGUCUCAAAAGCAAAUAUCGGACAGAUCUGGACAUGAUGAUUCUCCAGGCAACAAUGUGGUAGAUAUCAGUGUGCCCCCAACUAUGGAUGGGCAGCGGGGCAACAAACUUCCUUGUUGCCAAAACCUGUAAUGCUUCAUUUCCCCCCUUUACUUUUAGUUUCUACCUGCAAGUCCUCUUUAUUUGUGGUUGCUGUCCUGUCAACAUUUUACUCUCAUGGCUACAGAUUGUUUGGCUCAGAAUCUGUUCACGCCUGGUUUUAGGAAGCAGUUUUGAUCAGGUCACAAGCUGCAAAUAGAAAUCUGAAGAUGUCACAGCUUAAGAUGCAACUAUAUUCACACACUGGACUCUGCAUUUGACGUGUGAAGGACUGCUCUCAGAAAAAGUAGAUUUCUUGAAUGCUGCUUCAAAUGCCAUUUGAUACCUCUGCUUUCAAUAUUACAGUCAUAUUUGGGGCACGGAUUACUCCUAUUCCUUCAUCGUGCCUGUGCUGCAUUUCAUGUUUUCUUGCACUCUUGGUCACAGAUAUCAAAGAAUCCUCUGCAUCACACCCUGCUUCUCAGGUUGUUUUUGAAAUGAACAAUUGAAUGUUUAAAACCACAAGACUUCAUAAUCACAUUUACUCAUACAAAGUGGGACUAAUAGGGAAAUCUAAUCUGAUGUAAAGGUAACAUCCUUGUUUAAUAGCUUUCAUUUGAGCUGUGACUUUGACUCCUGUAAAGUGUACAGGAGCUAGUUCUGGCACAGUCCUUGGGAUCCACCAUAAUAAAGCCACAAAUCUAACAGAGUCGCCCAAGCACAACGCAGGCGGCAAUAAACUGAUUGAUGACUAAAUGUUGGUGCGAUCCUGACACUAAAAGCAUGUAACAAUCCUUAUCUCACCUGUGAACUGAUCAUCAAACCUGCGGUGGAUCUGGUGUGAACAGUCUUUUCAUGCUUUUUUUCAACAUUCCUCUUCCUGAUUUUUUCUUUGCUUCUCUGUCCCUGGGCUUUGCCAUUUGUUUUGUUGCUAAAACAUGUUAUGGCACAAAUCAGGAGGUUUUGCUAUGACAGUGUGAUUCUUUUAACUCUACUCUAAUAAACUGUCCUAUACUGUACGUCUUAUUGACCCACUCCUAGUCAGUGGGGUGGUGAGGGAUCUGCAAGCGUCUUGAGCUCUCAACCAUGUUGGCUCUCGGAGCAGGUGGGGAGGGGAAAACAUUUGCAGUGUCAGUGUGGUCUCUGGAGUUUCUAGUUGCCUAUCUCACUGUUGACUUUUUUUUCCCUUGGACACCUGCUACUUGACAUGAGCUGGAAGUAAACUAGCUGUGACUGUCUGACCUAAUAAGGGCAAGCAGGAACCCAACAAAGUUUUUUUAUUAUUAUUAUUUUUGUGUGUUAAUCUUUGUGCACAGAAUUACCAAAGGAUGCAAUCAUUAUCUGUUGUAAGUUCUCUUCUUCAUGUGUGUCCAAGGCUGAGCAACAUUGCUGUAUUUGGCCAAACCCAUCUGGGCCUUCUGCGAAUGUGUAAUGCUAUGUACCAAAAUAAUGUUAUAAAUUGUGGUGACUGAAUUAUUGUUUGCUCAAUGAUGGCAUCAGCCUCGAACAAGCCUCGCACACACUUCCUCCCCGGGGUCGGCAGGCUGACGCUAAAUGGAAAGCCUUUGUACUUUUGCACUUCCAAUCAUUUCAAUGCAACACAUCACAUGGUUUUAUCCAUCCGCAUGUUGAAGACAUUUUCCUCUAAAUUGUAAUGAAGACUGUUGGUCAGGGUCAUUUCAACGUGUUCCUGUUAAAGAGGAUCAACAGAUGGAACCUGAGAAUGUUUUGAAUGGAAAAUGAAGCUACUAAAAACACAAACUCAUGUCACGAGUGAUACAUCGUCUGUCCGUGUUACUAUGGCUCAGUGGAAAUUCAACUCUCAAGCAUCAAUAAAUGAAUGACUCAAGCA
Messenger RNA from Synchiropus splendidus (mandarinfish), 2563 nucleotides. RefSeq names its product ras-related protein Rab-11B-like. Lineage: Eukaryota; Metazoa; Chordata; Actinopteri; Syngnathiformes; Callionymidae. Gene Ontology annotation, cellular component: recycling endosome. Bases 109 to 765 code for a protein of 218 amino acids. The transcript is spliced from 5 exons. Gene Ontology annotation, biological process: exocytosis. The record is from RefSeq and is a predicted model, not a curated record. Gene Ontology annotation, molecular function: GTP binding; GTPase activity.